GCGCGGUGCGCUUGGUGCCGCGCAUGCGGCUGUGACAAGAUGGCAGCGCCUCGGCGGCAGCGUGAGGAGGAGGACGGGGAGGGAGCGGUGCCCGCAGAUGUUUCGCUGGAGGCGAAGCGGCCCCGCGGGCAGCGGCGGCUCCUGGUGGUGCUGGAGGGGGCGAGUCUGGAGACUGUGAAGGUGGGGAAAACGUUCGAGCUCCUUAACUGCGACAAGCACAAGGCGCUGCUGCUGCGGAACGGCCGGGACCCCGCGGAGGUGCGGCCGGACAUCACCCACCAGAGUCUCCUGAUGCUUAUGGACAGCCCACUGAAUCGGGCUGGUCUCCUGCAGGUUUACAUCCAUACCCAGAAGAAUGUUCUAAUUGAAAUCAAUCCCCAAACCAGAAUCCCGAGAACUUUUGAUCGGUUCUGUGGUCUUAUGGUUCAGUUGCUGCACAAGCUCAGCGUUCGAGCAGCUGAUGGGCCUCAGAAACUGUUGAAGGUGAUUAAAAACCCAGUCAGUGACCAUCUCCCUGUGGGCUGCCUGAAGCUAGGUACCUCUUUUGCAGUCCCAAAAGUGUCAGAUCUGCGUGAACUGGUUCCUACAGCAGAGCCAGUUGCCAUUGUUGUUGGAGCUUUUGCUCAUGGUUCGGUCAAUGUUGACUAUACAGAAAAGAUGGUUUCCAUCAGCAAUUAUCCCCUCUCUGCUGCCCUGACGUGUGCUAAAAUUACCACUGCCUUUGAAGAAGUCUGGGGAAUAGUAUGAGUUUCUGCUGCUGCUGUGGUGGACUUCUGUGCAGUGACUCCAUAUUCUGGAAAGGCUCUUUCAAUUAGGGAUGGACCUGGUGCAACUUUGGGCUCUUUGAAGGGAAAAGGCAUCAGUUUCUCCUUGUAGCUUCUGGAGCAAUGAGACUGAACGGACUGCCCUACUCACCCUUUUUCCUCCUAUUAAAGGCCAUUUUUUAUAAGA
Molecule: messenger RNA, 951 nt
Organism: Pezoporus flaviventris
Lineage: Eukaryota; Metazoa; Chordata; Aves; Psittaciformes; Psittacidae
Gene: EMG1
Product: EMG1 N1-specific pseudouridine methyltransferase
Exons: 6
Coding region: 40-747 (235 amino acids)
Biological process (GO): rRNA base methylation
Cellular component (GO): nucleolus; small-subunit processome
Molecular function (GO): rRNA binding; rRNA (pseudouridine) methyltransferase activity
Source: RefSeq, a predicted model, not a curated record